ACUGCAUGUCUCUUUCUGCAGAUUUUGCUAUGUAGCAAAAAUAUGGCAAGUUUUAAAGUCUUUAAUUCCAAGACUUUAGGCGUUUUUACGAUUUGGUUGUGUGUUGCAUGUUUUUUCGUAUCGACUUCAGGUGAACCUGUCAAUAAAAAAUCCGACGUUGAAGAAACUUCAGAUAAUCUUGACAUCAAUGCCCUUCCUCCAAAUGUCGCUCAAAUUGUCGAAGCUAUCAGCAACGUGCAAAAAAACGUUUCAACAACUCCAAGCAAGAGAAAGCAACCCAACAUAAAAGUCGCUACCUCUAUCAGGAAGGAUGCAACAAAUAAUUCACAAAAUACCUCAAAUUUUGACGAUAUCUCUGAGCUUGAGCUACAGCUCUUCGAGCCGGAUGAGUCACUCUUCCCUCCGCGUCUCGAGGAGAAGAACCCAGAAGUUAAUAAGACUUACGAAGAAUCUACAAGAGCAACUGAGAAACCGUCUUCCCAUGAAGAAUAUACGACGACUUCUGAGAAACCAUCUACACAUGAAGAACCUCCGACGACCUCUGAGAAACCAUCUACGCCAGUUCCUGUAAUAAGAGAUUCUGACGUUAUUAGCAAUGUUGUGGCAGAAUCUUCCGCUCAAAUAGUGGAAACUCAAGCUAGUAACUCAGGUCAAGAAACACCAUCUCACGCGGAAAACACGCCUGUCGUUUCUUAUGACCCUCCUGCCACGGGCUUGCUCAGCCUUGAAGGAUUAAAUCAGUGGUGGAACUGGGUUGUAUCCAUGAGAGAUCCAAAUAUCAGUCCUGAUGGCCCGAUGAGUUGGCCGACCAUCAUCGGUCGAGGUGUGACAGGCAUUAUCAGGCACUAUAACCCUCUGCGGAGAAUCUUUGGCAGGUCAAUGAGAGAGCCGGUUGACACCUUGUCAGUUGAUCACCCGUACCCCUAUAAAGUCCUCAGGGCAAUUGAGCGCAAAGAAACAACAGCUGAUACCGAAAGCGUCAAUGCCUUUAUGCACAAACUCCAGCAAAAUAAGGUGGCUCAAAAAAUUAGUGAAAUGUCUAGAGCAGAUACGGCGUCGUCUUCCGAUACGAAUACGACAUCUAGGGCGGAAGCAACAACUGAUGUAGCAGAAGAUACAACUGCGAUUCCAUUUUUUAGUAUUAGGCAGUUAACGGGUCCCAUCAAAAACUUAAUUCAAGCCAUCCGGAACGCAUCUCUAGACUUGGAAACUGCAAUAUUCUCACCGAUUCAUGUCGUCCCUGAUACGGUACAUCAAUCUGCUGACAUGUUCGAUCAUCCGGUUAGCGGAUUGAUAAGAGUACCAUUCUACGUCAAGUUGGUCAACAUUCUGCUCACAUCUUUGUAUAUUUUGAUCCCAUUGAUCUACAUUCCAUACUCCGGGAUCGACAAUUUCUUCCUAGCACCUCUGCCUCCUGACAUGGACACACUACCGGGAAUGCUUCGUUUCUUUGGCCUGCAGGCGAUGCUUGGGCCGGACUACCUUUACGACUACGAUUACGAAGAAGAACCUGCAGAAGCUGCUGCUGCUUCGCCUCCAGCGCCAGCCGCUGAAGAAGAAGAAGAAGAGGAAGAUUAUGAAGAAGAUGUCCGAAGAAAAGACACAGUUCCGACCAAGAUUAAAAAGUUUAAAAAAAGAAGGAGACUUAAAAAGAAAUCCAAAGAUAAUGAAGGAGAGGCUGAGCAUGAGAAGCAGAGGGAUACUCUCUCCACUAACCUGGAUAGUAAAAUGCGUCCUCCACCUUCAGAGUAUAGUGGAUACUCGUCAUAUUCCUCAAUUAUGGCUACCGAAGAUACAAAACCGGUUUACAUUUACCCAUCCGGGACUAUCGAGUCAAAUGAUGAAUCAGUUGUUAAUGCACCAUCGUUACAAGAUCAUUUUGAUCAAUGGAAACGUAAGGAUUGGGCAGAAAUGACGUUACGUUCAUCGGUUGCUGCGUCUUCACCAGUCUUACUUGGACCAGAUACUCCUCCCUUUUUGGAUAUUGAAAAUUCGAUGCCUAUUCUAUUUAGAGGUGAAAACGUAAACAUACCCUCUCCAGUUCUAAGUAAUCAAAAGCAGCCAAUCGUUUCAGCCGUACAGUUGGAGACACCCAAGCUUGCUGCCAAUUCUUUCAGCAGUCAAGGAUACCAAACUCUGACAACCCCCAGCGGAAGACCGUCUGUCAUCUACAAUGAAAAUCACAAAGCUCUCUUCGCUCAUCUUGACGAGGUUCGGGAAAACUACCUUGUCACUCCGAAAUACGCUGACUCUCUCGCAUCUGAGUUGAGGUCUUCUAGUCUAAACGCCUCUAAAACUCAAACGUCGGUCUCGCUGGCAGCAAUAACGACUUCCAUACUCAGGCCGGUAUACGUCCCGCCCACUACCGUGCGGGCAGCAACCGUGCCCGUAACACGCUACACGUGCAUCUUAUCCAGCAAGAUGUCUAUGUCCGGUGCUGAAUACCUUGCUUCAAUUUAUGGAACCGAGAAGGACAAAGUCAAUUGUUCCUUCUACAUCAAAACUGGAGCCUGCAGGCACAGUGAAAGAUGUUCUCGCAAGCACAACAAGCCUCAGUACAGCCAAACGAUUGUGAUGGGCAAUAUGUACGUGAGCCAGCAGAAUUCAGCCAAGUCUGCAGACGGGUCCCAUCUUGGUGAUAUGAGCGACCAUAAGAUCCAGGAGCAGUUUGAGUACUUCUUUGAAGAUGUCUUCUUUGAGUGUGAAGAGAAGUACGGCGAGAUCGAAGAGAUGUGCGUGUGUGAUAACCAGUGCGAUCAUCUUCGUGGCAAUGUCUACAUCAAGUUCCGCAAGGAGGAGGAUGCUGUCAAGGCCGCUGAGGAUCUUAACAACCGCUGGUACAUGUACAGGCCUAUAUAUGUUGACCUCUGUCCAGUGGCGGACUUUAGAGAAGCUUCAUGUCGCCAGUUUGAAAUGGGCCAGUGUGGCAAGGGUGGUUUCUGUAACUUUUGGCACGUGAAGCCGAUCUCACACCACUUGAAGACUCUGUUGGCGCGUAGCUCGCGUUCCCGCUACAAGGGAAGGUCCCGGUCCCGUUCCCGCUCCCGUGACAAGAGGCGCCGAAGCAAGUCGAGAUCCCGCGACAGGGAUCGGCGAGAAAGGAAAGGCCGCUACUGAUACCUAGGCUGUACUUGAACGCUCUAUCUGUCAUCUUUACACGUUCGUUCUACCUAACUGGUUCAAUGUUCAUGUAUGCUCCUACGAUCAUCAGGGUUAGUCCAUAUUUUUUAAUUUGUAAUGAUUAAUUUUUAAAUUGCUGCGUUAAUCUUGGGGGAACUCUUGAGAAGAUGAGACUGGAGCAGGACGAGACGGUUUGGCCCAAUUUUUUCCAGUCGGUAGAUGACAUCAAUUGGGCCAUUUCUCAAUAAAACCAGACACAAUGCGUGGAAGUUUUGCCUAGUAGCCUAGAAGUUAAUCCUGAUUGGUGUCAACCGAAUAAACUUCUAAAACAA
Messenger RNA from Hyalella azteca, 3452 nucleotides. RefSeq lists its product as uncharacterized. Gene Ontology annotation, cellular component: spliceosomal complex; U2AF complex. Lineage: Eukaryota; Metazoa; Arthropoda; Malacostraca; Amphipoda; Hyalellidae. The record is from RefSeq and is a predicted model, not a curated record. Bases 43 to 3117 code for a protein of 1024 amino acids. Gene Ontology annotation, biological process: mRNA splicing, via spliceosome. Gene Ontology annotation, molecular function: pre-mRNA 3'-splice site binding; metal ion binding. The transcript is spliced from 4 exons.